AUGAAAAACUUCAUUGCUUCAAUGGCUCUCCUGGAAUGGCAGAAGCAAAGCUUCUUCAAUUUUCCCUUAAUUUUUGUAUUCAUAUCAGUACUCGCGAUCAUCCUCCUGAACUUGUUCUUCAGCUUCAGAAAAAAGAACAACAAUAAAAGUAGAACUAAACUCCCACCAAGUCCUCCUAAACUUCCACUCAUCGUUGUGGUUUCAUCACCAAGGUUGGCAAAGGAAGUUUUAAGGACUAAUGAUCAUGCAAUAGCUAAUAGGCCUCAGAUUUUCUCAGCCAAGCAUCUUUUCUAUGACUGCACUGAUAUGGUUUUCUCCCCGUUAGGCAACUAUUGGCGAAACAUACGGAGGAUUUGCAUUCUUGAAUUGUUGAGUCCAAAGAGAGUUCAAUCAUUCAGUUUUGUCAGGGAAGAAGAAGUUGGCAAGCUUGUUCGCCGUGUUGCAGAAUCACGCCGUGGCACCACAAAUUUAACCAAUGCGCUCGCGUUGUAUGUGAAUAAUCUCGUCUGUCGGGUUGCAUUUGGAAGGGAUUUCUCGGAAGGUGGAGAUCAUAUUAAGCAUAACUUCAAGAAGUUACUUGAAGAGUAUCAAAUUCUGCUUGGAGGAUUCAGCAUUGGGGAUUUCUUCCCUUCUCUGGAGUUUCUGCAUAAAUUUACUGGGAUGGAAUCAAGACUUAAAAACACCUUCAGGCGAUUCGAUCUUUUCUUUGAUGAGAUUUUGAAGGAUCAUCAGAAUCCUGAGGGAAGUAAAGAUCAGAAGGACCUUGUGGAUGUUCUACUUGAAGUACAGCAGAAAGAAGAUGCUGAGAAUCAUCUCACCACCAACAACAUCAAAGCAAUCAUAUUGGUUAUUCUCGGUUUCAACUAG
Molecule: messenger RNA, 867 nt
Organism: Oldenlandia corymbosa var. corymbosa
Lineage: Eukaryota; Viridiplantae; Streptophyta; Magnoliopsida; Gentianales; Rubiaceae
Source: the annotation of a GenBank genome assembly